This is a messenger RNA of Diaporthe citri, 711 nucleotides long. RefSeq lists its product as uncharacterized. Bases 1 to 711 code for a protein of 236 amino acids. Lineage: Eukaryota; Fungi; Ascomycota; Sordariomycetes; Diaporthales; Diaporthaceae. Gene Ontology annotation, cellular component: cytoplasm. The record is from RefSeq and is a predicted model, not a curated record. The transcript is spliced from 5 exons. Gene Ontology annotation, biological process: proteasome-mediated ubiquitin-dependent protein catabolic process; regulation of proteolysis. Gene Ontology annotation, molecular function: ubiquitin protein ligase binding.
AUGGCAACAACGUCCACUGCGGUGGAAGACCACAAGUCCGGUGAUCUCGAACUUCUAAGUUCUGGAAACUUCUCCGAUGUUGAGGUUGUCUGCGGCAAUCGGUCUUGGAAAUGUCACGGAGCGAUUCUUGUACCGCGCUGCCUGUGGUUCCGCAAGGCCCUUAUGGGUCACUUCGAGGAGGCAAACACAAGACAAGUCACCCUAGUGGAGGAAGACCCCAUCUGUGUCGAUCUUGUUCUGAAGUACCUCUACGGACGUGGGCUUGAUAUCAUGCGCAGUGUCUCUGCAGAACACUUCGUCGAGCACUGUGUUUCUCUCUGGCACACCGCAGACUUCUUGAUGCUCGAAGCAUUGAAAAGGUCGGUGGAAAGAGCUGUUCGAGACUACUGCGACAAGCGAAUGAAGGAGCUGUGCAUAAGUCCACAUCGCCCAACUUGGCGUCACCCCCAACACCUCGACCAACUAAGCCCAUGGGCCCUUGAUCUUGUCGAAGCCCUUCGACAAGCCUACGAAUGGCAGAUUUCGGACUUAAAGUCGGUGCUCAUGGAGUUCAUAUGGGUAGCAAGGACCUUGACCCUGCAGAGCGGCAUUGCUUCGGUCUUGUUCGACCACCUCAAGGACACGCCGAGAUUCGCGGACGACUUCCUAGGCAGAUAUGUCUCCAAGUCGUGGUUGAGGAACUCAGUCUGGGUCCCACCUCGCGACAAGUGA